GAUUUUGGACAUUCUAAACGGAUUAGGAGAUAAUAUUCCACUUGCUACUCCGACGACGGCGACGGCCACACCUCUUGCUUCCUUCGGCGGUGGAGCGGCGGUCACAAACGCCUUUCAGAUUACAGGAUUAGAGGCUAGCUGUAUCUGUGAAAUGCCGCCACAAAGUUAAUUGAGAUCUUGAGUGUCAUUUUUGGAAGUCCUAAAAGCCUAGCUUGUUUGAAAAUUUUCAACAAAUUGAUAACACUCCCAUGAAUUCAAUCUUUUCACCAUCUUCUCCCUCAUGCCUUCCAUCUUCUUACCGUAACCCUACACCUUGUUUUCAGUUAUGGCCUAACUAUAAAUGCUUAUCGCAUUUCUCUUUCAUUAAUCACCGGCUUUCUUCGCUUUCAAUCCAAUCCACUUCUGCUUCACAUAAGUCAACCACUUAUGCUGUAACUCCUUCCAGUGAAGGAGCGAUCCCAGUCAUGAACUUUGAAGAUUUUGUGGAGAAAGAUUGGUCAUUUCUUGAUGCAGAUGAUAUAAGUUCUGAUGAAGUUUACAAACAAAAUACUGACCGUAUCAUCUCUGCUGGGAAAGUUGGAGCGGAGUCAAAGAUUUUAAUUUCAACCGGGUCAGAAGGAUUUGUUGAUCGAGUUGUUGAUACAUGCUCUUACAAACAGUUGCUUGUCGUUCAUGACUCUCUAUUCGUGUUAGCCUGCAUUAAAGAAAAGUACGACAAGGUUAUUUGUUGGCAAGGAGAACUUAUUUUUUUGCCUGAAAAAUGGGCACCUUUUGAUGUUGUGUUCCUCUACUUCCUUCCUGCUUUGCCAUUUGAGCUCAAUCAAGUCUUUGGUGCACUCUCCAAAGUUUGCUCACCAGGUGCAAGAAUUGUGAUAAGUUAUCCAAAAGGAAAAGAACUGGUGGAGCAGCAGAAAGUAGAGUACCCUGAUGUUGUAGUCUCGAACUUACCCGAUAAACCAACAUUAGAGUGUGCGGCUUCGGAUCAUUCUUUUACAAUGGUCGAGUUCAUCGAUGAACCAGGAUUUUACCUUGCUGUAUUAGCAUAUAAAAGUAGUUAGCCGGUGUAUGGUCCUCAGAAACUGGCCACUUAUUAGUCCUGUGUUUUUGACUUUCAUAAAACUUGACCAAAACUUUGGAAUGAGAAGAGAGAGAUGGUGGGAAUUUUAUGACAA
This is a messenger RNA of Cynara cardunculus var. scolymus (artichoke), 1172 nucleotides long. RefSeq lists its product as uncharacterized. The record is from RefSeq and is a predicted model, not a curated record. NCBI's taxonomy places the organism in Eukaryota, Viridiplantae, Streptophyta, Magnoliopsida, Asterales, Asteraceae. Bases 249 to 1058 code for a protein of 269 amino acids. The transcript has 3 exons.